Messenger RNA from Miniopterus natalensis, 3866 nucleotides. The record is from RefSeq and is a predicted model, not a curated record. NCBI's taxonomy places the organism in Eukaryota, Metazoa, Chordata, Mammalia, Chiroptera, Miniopteridae.
UGCUCUCACAUGGGGCCUCCCACCUUCUGAAGAAUGGCUCCUGCUUGGCAGAGACUGGGUUUCUAUGUCUCUCUUCUGAAGAGGCAGCUAAAUGGUGGGUCAGAUGUCAUCAGUUGGGGGAGGAGAGUCAUUCCAGGAUGUACCAGAGGAAUUUACAGUGUCACGGGACAGUGGACGAAAGAGUAUACACUGCAGACAAGAAAGGACGUCGAGAAAUGGUGGCAUCCACGAAUAAAAGAACAGGCCUCCAAAAUUUCCGAAGCUGAUAAAUCGAAGCCCAAGUUUUAUGUGCUGUCCAUGUUCCCGUAUCCGUCUGGCAAGCUUCACAUGGGCCACGUGCGCGUGUACACCAUCAGCGACACCAUCGCGCGGUUCCAGAAGAUGAGGGGGAUGCAGGUCAUCAACCCCAUGGGGUGGGAUGCAUUCGGACUGCCUGCCGAAAAUGCCGCGAUUGAGAGGAAUCUACAUCCAGAAAGUUGGACGCAAAGCAAUAUUAAGCACAUGAGGAAGCAGCUCGAUCGCCUGGGCCUGUGCUUCAGCUGGGAUAGGGAAAUAACUACGUGUUUACCAGAUUACUACAAGUGGACUCAGUACCUCUUUAUUAAGCUCUAUGAUGCUGGGCUGGCCUAUCAGAAGGAGGCCUUGGUUAACUGGGACCCCGUGGACCAAACAGUGCUGGCCAAUGAGCAGGUGGAUGAGCAGGGCUGUUCGUGGCGUUCUGGAGCAAAGGUCGAGCAGAAGUACCUCAGGCAGUGGUUCAUCAAGACAACUGCUUAUGCGAAGGCCAUGCAGGACGCAUUGGCAGACCUCCCGGAAUGGUACGGAAUCAAAGGCAUGCAGGCCCACUGGAUCGGGGACUGUGUGGGCUGCCACCUGGACUUCACAUUAAAGGUUGACGGGCAAGUCACAGGAGAAAAACUGACCGCCUACACGGCCACUCCCGAAGCCAUUUAUGGUGCGUCCCACGUCGCUGUCACUCCCAGCCACAGACUCUUGCACGGGCAGAGCUCCCUGAAGGAAGCCUUUCGGAAGGCACUGGUCCCUGGCAGAGAUUGCCUCACUCCUGUGACCGCUGUGAACAUGCUCACCCAGCAGGAGGUCCCUGUCAUCAUCGUGGCCAAUGCUGACUUUGAGGGCUCUCUUGAUUCAAAAAUAGGAAUUCCCAGCACCAGUGCAGAGGACACCCUCGUAGCCCAAACCCUGGGCCUGUCCUAUUCGGAAGUCAUUGAAACUUUGCCCGACGGCACGGAGAGGCUGAGUGGCUCCGCUGAGUUCACAGGUAUGAGCCGGCAGGAUGCGUUUCUCGCCCUGACUCAGAAAGCCAGGAGGAAGAGAGUGGGCGGAGAUGUGACGAGUGGUAAACUGAAGGACUGGCUGAUCUCCAGGCAGCGCUACUGGGGCACGCCCAUCCCCAUGGUCCACUGCCCGGCCUGCGGCCCGGUGCCUGUGCCCCUGGAGGACUUGCCCGUGACCUUGCCCAGCAUCACGUCUUUCACUGGCAAGGGGGGCUCCCCACUGGCCACAGCAUCCGAGUGGGUGAACUGCUCCUGCCCUAGGUGCAGGGGAGCAGCCAAGAGAGAGACAGACACGAUGGAUACCUUUGUGGAUUCCGCCUGGUACUACUUCAGAUACACCGACCCUCGGAACACUCACAGCCCUUUCAGCGCGACGCUGGCGGACUACUGGAUGCCUGUGGAUCUGUACAUCGGGGGGAAAGAGCACGCUGUCAUGCACUUGUUCUACGCGAGAUUCUUUAGUCAUUUCUGCCACGAUCAAAAAAUGGUCAAACACAGAGAGCCUUUUCAUAAGCUGCUGGCCCAAGGCCUUAUCAAGGGGCAGACAUUCCGCCUACCAUCUGGUCAGUAUGUACAGAGAGAGGAAGUAGAUCUCACAGGCCCUGUUCCUGUCCAUGCCAAAACGAAAGAGGAGCUGGCGGUGACCUGGGAGAAGAUGAGCAAGUCCAAGCACAAUGGCGCCGACCCCGCGGAGGCCGUGGGGCAGUAUGGCGCCGACACCCUGCGCCUCUACCUGCUCUUCGCCGCCCCUCCCGAGAAGGACAUCCUGUGGGAUGUCAAGACCGAUGCACUGCCCGGCGUGCUGAGAUGGCAGCAGCGACUGUGGUCCCUGGCAACCCGGUUUAUCGAGGCCAGGACUGCUGGGGAGGUUCCCCAGCCCCAGCUGCUGAGCAACGAGGAGAAGACUGAGGCCAACAAGCUCUGGAAGUACAAGAACUCGGUCAUUUCUCAGGUGACCGCCCAUUUCACAGAGGACUUCUCCCUGAAUUCUGCCAUCUCGCACCUGAUGGGACUCAGCAAUGUCCUCUUGCAAGCCUCGCAGAGAGUUGUGCUCCACAGCCCCGAGUUCGAGGAUGCUCUGUGCGCCCUGAUAGUGAUGACCGCUCCCAUGGCCCCCCACAUCACCUCCGAGCUCUGGGCAGGCCUGGCACUGGUGCCCAGGAAGCUCUGCGACCACUACACGUGGGAUGCCGACGUGCUGCUCCAGCCGUGGCCGGCCGUGGACCCCCAGUCCCUGCAGCAGCCUGACGUGGUGCAGAUGGCCGUCCUGAUCAACAACAAGGCCUGCGGCAAAGUCCCUGUGCCCCAGCAGGUGGCCCAGGACCAGGACAAGGUCCAUGAGCUUGUUCUUCAGAGCGAACUGGGUGCCCGACUCCUGCAGGGGCGAAGCAUCAAGAAAGCCUUCCUGUCCCCCAGGACGGCCCUCAUCAACUUCCUGGUGCAGGAGUGACCGGGCCUCCCAGGGACCUCUCUCCACCCAGGCCCGGGGCAACGGGCGGGGAACAGACUCGCGUUCUGAGCGUUCACCUUCGUGCUCCGACAGAUGGGCGUCAGCGUGUGCCUGGUGGUGUGGCCCGGUGCCGGGGUGAAGGCAGACAGAGGAGAAACAUGAGCGAGGGGGAGGAGGGCAGCCUGCUUCCCUCGGCCCCCAUCACAUGGUGGAGGAAGCCGUCCCGUCCCAUGUGAAGCCGCCAGAGACACUGCUGGGUGAGCAGGUGCACCCCAGGAACCUGAGGGUAAACUGAGCAACCACAGGAGGCCCAGGAGAGCAGCGAGGACAGUCAGUUUGAACGGGUAACAGAGCUUGGCAUCGUGGUGGGUGGGCUCCUCUCCCUCAGGCCAGAUGGGAGUCAUUUGGGUCAUGUCCAAACACCCAGUUUGUGGAGUGGACACUGGGGUCCUCAGACGUUGCUCCGAACCAAAAGGCAGCAGCGCCCUCCCUGUGCCCCUCGGCUGUGCGUGCAGGUGGCAUCCUCCCAGCCCCGCCGGAUGCGCCUCUGGGCCUGCUCUGGGGCGAAGCGCCACUUCCCACCCGGAGUGAGCGCCGCCCUUGGCAACCGCUCCCUGGGGUAGAGAAUCUGCUGUGUAGUGAGGCGGAACCAGCCGCUUCCAGUCCCAGAUGGAACCAAUCUCCGAGCCCACCGCAGCCCAGCAGGAGUCUGCUCAUCUGGGCCCCAGAUGGCGAUGCGCCACCGAAACUGGCCAGAGCCCGCCACUGGGACAGGGAGCUCGCCGCAGGGGAGGGGGCGGGUGCCACCGGCGCUGCCUCCUGCAUUCCAGCCACCGCAGGCUGGCUGCUGGGGAGGUGGCCGGGAAUGGACCUGUGUCGUUGACAUGCUAGGAUAACCCUGGUUUUACGUGAAGUCAGCAGCUCGGUGCUCUCCCCAGAACUGGCCCAAGCCGCUGAUGGAUUCAGCGGGGAAAGGGAGGGGACUGCAGCCGCUUUGUGAUGCCGAAAAUCCACGUUGUUCUCUGCUGCCGUUUUUCUGAACAGCCUCAGGUGGGGUCUUCCUGCAGUCCAGCCGUUAACAGAUGACUUUCUUAAUGCAAUAAAAUGUUUGUCAUGUAUGA